This is a messenger RNA of Meloidogyne enterolobii, 564 nucleotides long. NCBI's taxonomy places the organism in Eukaryota, Metazoa, Nematoda, Chromadorea, Rhabditida, Meloidogynidae. The record is from the annotation of a GenBank genome assembly.
GGAAUGUUUUUCCACAAGGCAAAGCUUCUCGUUAACUGUCUUUCAACAAAUAACAGCAAAUUAUUAUUAAAAAUUAGAAUGGUUUCUUUGGAAAGUGUAGUUGUUGCUGCUUUGGAGGAUGAUGAAAGAAGGAGUCAACUUAGCUACAAAAAGAUUAAAAAAGAAGCUUUAGCGCCCGUUUUUGGGUCGGAAGGUGCUGCUGGUGCAGAUUUACAUAGUGCCGAGGAAUGUGUUGUUCCGGCUAAAGGCAAGUAUUUGGUGCCAACUGGAAUUCAAAUCGCUCUGCCUGAGGGGUGCUAUGGAAGAAUCGCUCCACGUUCUGGACUUGCUUCAAAAAACUUUAUUGAUGUGGGUGCUGGUGUAAUCGAUCCGGAUUAUCGUGGCGAACUUAAAGUUUUGCUUUUCAACUUUUCGGAUGCUGAUUUUAAGAUUUCUGUUGGUGAUCGUAUUGCUCAACUUGUUUGCACGCCGUUUAUAAAACCUGAACUUGUUGAAGUAACUAAUCUUGAUGAAACUGACCGUGGAGAUAAUGGCUUUGGUUCUACUGGGAUUUCAAGUUAUUGA